GCGGCGGCUCGGGCUCCCGGCCCCCCAGCGGGAGGAGGAUGAAGCGGCGGAACGCGGACUGCAGCAAACUCCGCCGCCCCCUAAAGCGGAACCGGAUCACCGAGGGCAUCUACGGCAGUACAUUUUUAUACCUGAAAUUCCUGGUAGUGUGGGCGCUUGUGUUGCUGGCGGAUUUUGUCCUGGAGUUCAGAUUUGAAUACCUGUGGCCAUUCUGGCUUUUCAUCCGAAGUGUUUAUGAUUCCUUCAGAUAUCAGGGCUUGGCCUUCUCUGUAUUUUUUGUUUGUGUAGCAUUCACCUCAAAUAUCAUAUGUCUCCUGUUCAUCCCUAUACAAUGGCUGUUCUUUGCUGCCAGCACCUAUGUAUGGGUACAGUAUGUCUGGCACACAGAAAGGGGAGUGUGUUUGCCCACAGUGUCCCUAUGGAUACUCUUUGUUUAUAUUGAAGCAGCAAUUAGAUUUAAAGAUCUCAAAAACUUUCAUGUAGACCUCUGUCGUCCAUUUGCUGCUCACUGUAUUGGGUACCCUGUGGUGACCUUGGGCUUUGGCUUCAAAAGUUACGUAAGCUAUAAGAUGCGGUUAAGAAAACAAAAAGAGGUGCAGAAAGAGAAUGAAUUUUACAUGCAGCUUCUUCAACAGGCUCUCCCUCCAGAGCAACAGAUGCUGCAGAGGCAAGAGAGGGAGGCGGAGGAAGCAGCCAAAGGAUUGUCUGAUGUGGAUUCCUCAAUGCUGUUACACCACAACGGAGGCAUUCCAACCAGCAAAAAGUUAUCCACAACUUUGCCAGAGCUAGAAUACAGAGAAAAGGGGAAAGAAAAGGAAAAAGAUGCCAAGAAACACAAUCUUGGAAUAAAUAACAAUAUUUUACAGCCUGUAGACUCUAAAAUACAAGAAAUUGAAUAUAUGGAAAACCAUAUUAAUAGUAAAAGAUUGAAUAAUGACCUGGUGGGAAGUACAGAAAACCUCUUAAAGGAGGACUCAUGCACUGCCUCGUCCAAAAAUUACAAAAAUGCCAGUGGUGUUGUGAACUCCUCCCCUCGAAGUCACAGUACCACGAAUGGGAGCAUCCCUUCCUCAUCCAGUAAAAAUGAGAAAAAGCAGAAGUGCACCAGCAAAAGUCCGAGUGUGCACAAGGACUUAAUGGAAAACUGUAUUCCUAACAACCAGCUCAGCAAACCAGAUGCCCUGGUAAGGUUGGAACAAGAUAUUAAAAAGUUAAAGGCUGACCUGCAGGCCAGCAGGCAGGUGGAACAGGAGCUCCGCAGUCAGAUCAGCUCCCUGACGAGCACAGAGCGAGGGAUUCGCUCGGAAAUCGGCCAGCUCCGACAAGAGAAUGAACUGCUCCAGAACAAAUUACAUAACGCUGUCCAAAUGAAACAAAAGGAUAAGCAGACCAUCAGCCAGUUGGAGAAAAAACUGAAAGCAGAGCAGGAGGCCCGAAGCUUUGUAGAAAAGCAAUUAAUGGAGGAGAAAAAAAGGAAGAAGUUAGAAGAAGCAACUGCUGCCCGAGCUGUUGCCUUUGCUGCUGCUACCAGGGGAGAAUGCACCGAAACCUUACGGAAUCGCAUCCGAGAGCUUGAGACAGAAUGCAAGAAGCUAACGAUUGACAUGAAAUUGAAAGAAGACCAAAUCAGAGAGUUAGAAAUUAAAGUUCAGGAGCUCCGGAAAUACAAAGAGAAUGAAAAGGAUACAGAGGUGUUAAUGUCAGCACUGUCAGCCAUGCAGGACAAAACCCAGCACUUAGAAAACAGCCUGAGUGCCGAGACGAGAAUCAAGCUGGAUCUUUUCUCUGCUCUAGGAGACGCUAAACGGCAGCUCGAGAUUGCCCAAGGGCAAAUCAUUCAGAAAGAUCAGGAAAUCAAGGACCUCAAACAGAAGAUCGCAGAAGUCAUGGCGGUCAUGCCCAGCAUAACGUACACUGCAGCCACCAGCCCCCUGAGUCCUGUUUCCCCCCAUUAUUCUUCCAAAUUUGUGGAGACCAGCCCAUCUGGACUUGAUCCCAAUGCCUCUGUUUAUCAGCCCCUGAAGAAAUGAAUGCCAACUUUGUAUUUGCCCAACAUUCUGGUCACAUAGAAGGCAUCGCAAAGGAGCAUCUCUUGCAGUCAAGAUAAAAAAAAUUGUAUUGUGUGGGACUGUAUAUGUUGUCAUUUGAAAAAAAGAAAGGGGGUGGGGGGUGGGAAGAACAUCCAAGUCUGAUUAGAACUGCCCAUCAGUUUUUCUUGUAAAUUUUUAGAAAACCUCACAGAACUUUGCAAUUUAUUUUUCUCGGCCAAUGCAUUAAAACAACUCUUGGAUUUCACAUAGCCAAUUUUGCCUUUUAUGUCCUCUUCAUGGUUUCCUCUUGAAAAAAAAAUGCAGGGCUUUGCUUGACUCUCAACCCUUUCUUUUGGUUUGUUUUCUUUUUUUUUGUUUUUGUUUUUAAUUUUUUGUUUGAAAUAAUCAAGCUAAACCUGCAGAUUGGAUCCACAUGGGAUAAUGAUGAAAAUUCUUUUAGUUUUAUAGGUGGAAAGGGCUCAAUAAUCUGACAAAGCUUUGAUUUUUAUAGCUGGUAUUAAAGAAGAGGAUGUCGAUGUCACAGGGAAAAAAGUGGGUUCCCACCCCCACCCCCACAAAGGGCCAAACAAAUUUAAGAGGCGUUGUGGAAGCACACAGGGAAAAAACCAAUAGCAUGAAUGGCCGGUAAUAUGAUGAGAGCUAUUGCUUCGUCUUUCUGUUCCCCUCGGUGUUUUUAGUCCAUAAGCAUCGCUAGCAGUCCUACUCACAGUGCCUUGGGAAAGAGAUGUUUCAAGAGGAGACUUGGUAGUUUUCAAACCAUUCCCCCUUCACUGUCAUUUAGCUUCAACAUCGAGCUUAUUACCGAUCAUCCUGCAAAAAGUGGACGUGGUGGUAGCUGGACUGUUGAUGGUGGCGACCGAGGUGUCGGGCCUCCUCUGGGUCUUGAGCAGCAUUCUGUCCCUUGCCUCAGUCACACCACACCACACCCUUGAAAGAGCUCAGGUAGCGAAGCAGAGAAUUCUUGGGAAGGGAGAGCUGGGCUGUGCAGUGUACCGUAUGCCGGAGACUAAAGGUGGCCAAUAAAAGGAACACUUCCGGGUUUGUGUUUUUUUUUUAAACUUCUUUUAUUUAACUUUGAUUUCCACUCCACACCAUCUUGUGUUUGACUGCUAAGCACGACCAACUCUUUCUCAGCUAUUGUGCCAAGGAGUUUUCUUUUAAAGUUCAUUCUUUUAAAGAUACUCAUAAAUCGCACCAAGACUUCAGCUUCAGAUGUAUAUUACACAUGGGUAGAAAACUGCACUGGCGACUCUGGGGAGCGUUUCAGGAUGGGGUAGGGGUGGGCAGGCAAGGCAAAAUUCUGUUUGGACGCUAGGAAAAUUCAGAAACCAAAUGGACUAAUUUGGUUUUCUCGCUGGGGGUUCUAGAAGAACGCAGCUCUUUUCAAAAGUUUCAUGUAAUUGGCAUGUAAUGUCUCAUUUAAAACAAAUUACAUAGAGUAAGCAAGUCAGUAAAAAUAGAAAUGUUAAAAGAUUCAUCACUUUAAUCACAGGCCUUCUUUUGGUAUUAAAACAAAAAGCAAACAACUUUUAGCUUCAGCCAGAUGUGCAUGUCGCUAUCAUUUUGCAUUUUUGAAUCAUCUUGUGUAAUUGUCACCAUAAAAGUGUUACUCAGAAAUGUCACAGAUUUUUCAUCUUUGUGCAAAACAUGAAAAAUUGUCACUCUUUGUGUUGAGGGUUUCCCCCAUUUUGCUCCCCUUUGGGAUAUCAUUUUCGUUCACUACUUGGUCUUGGCUGCAUUCUUUUAUUCUGUGGGGUUUAAAAGAAUAAACAAUUUCUUGCAGAUA
Trichosurus vulpecula (common brushtail) is the source of this 3837-nucleotide messenger RNA. RefSeq names its product macoilin 1 (gene MACO1). The transcript is spliced from 11 exons. NCBI's taxonomy places the organism in Eukaryota, Metazoa, Chordata, Mammalia, Diprotodontia, Phalangeridae. The record is from RefSeq and is a predicted model, not a curated record. Bases 39 to 2030 code for a protein of 663 amino acids. Gene Ontology annotation, cellular component: rough endoplasmic reticulum membrane. Gene Ontology annotation, biological process: neuronal signal transduction.